UGAAGCCAAGCCUAAGCCUGCCACUCUCUCUCUGUAAGCAGGUGGCUAGUAGAGAGAGAGAGAGAGGAAGUCGCCGUGUGGUCCCCACCUCCAGCCUGUCGCAAAAUUAACUCGUCUCUCGCUCACCUUUUUCUAAGCCUUUAAUCCCACACAAGUCUCUCCCAACCCUCUCUUCUUCUUCUUCUUGUGUGUCUCCGCAUUCUUCCUCUCUUCAUUUGCUUCCACCGUCUCAAAACCCCACUUCGCCAGAAAAAGCAAAGUAAAAACGCAGCCCAAAGCUGAACUGAGCACCAUGGAUUCUCAGAUCUAUGGUCGCUCCAUCUUCUUCCUCAUCGUCUUCGCCAUUGCUUCUCUCUCCACUUCCACGCUCGCCGCAUUGCCCAACAACCCACAACCCAAAUCUCACUCUCCAACAACAUCAUCAUCAUCUACGAAAGCGGCGGCAGCCACAACGACAGCGCAGAUCAACUCCAAUUCCGUCCUCGUCGCCCUCCUCGACUCGCAUUACACUGAGCUCGCUGAGCUCGUCGAGAAGGCCCUCCUACUCCAGACCCUCGAGGAGGCCGUGGGCAAGCACAACAUCACCAUCUUCGCCCCGAAAAAUGAGGCUCUCGAGCGCCAGCUGGACCCCGAAUUCAAGCGCUUCCUGCUCGAACCCGGCAACCUCAAGUCCCUCCAAACCCUCCUCAUGUUCCACAUUAUCCCCAACCGCAUCGGCUCCACCCAGUGGCCUCAUCCCGGGUCGGGUCGCCACCACCAGACCCUCUGCAGCAGCCACGAGCACCUCCACCUGGCCACCCACAAAAACAACAGCCGCAAAUCGGUCAAUUCGGCCCAGAUCAUCCGACCCGACGACGUUACCCGACCCGACGGCGUCAUCCACGGUAUUGAGCGCCUCCUGAUCCCGCGUUCCGUCGAGGACGACUUCAACCGGAGGCGGAAUCUCCGUACCAUAUCCGCCAUUCUACCCGAGGGAGCACCCGAGGUCGACCCGAGAACCCACCGCCUGAAAAAACCAGCACCGGUUCCAGCCGGGGCUCCGCCAGUUCUACCCGUUUCGCUGCACUACGGCGGGUACAACGAGAUGGCCGAUAUUCUGGUCAAUUUGACUUCUCUAGCGACCGAGAUGGGCCGAUUAGUUUCAGAGGGCUACGUGUUGACGGUGCUUGCUCCGAACGAUGAGGCCAUGGCCAAGCUGACGACCGACCAGUUGAGCGAACCGGGGGCGCCGGAGCAGAUUGUGUACUACCACAUCAUACCGGAGUAUCAGACGGAGGAGAGCAUGUACAACUCGGUGAGAAGAUUCGGGAAGGUACGGUACGAUACGCUGAGGCUGCCGCAUAAGGUGGUGGCGCAGGAGGCCGAUGGUUCGGUGAAAUUCGGUCAGGGCGAUGUUUCGGCGUACUUGUUUGACCCCGAUAUUUAUACGGACGGGAGGAUUUCGGUGCAGGGGAUUGAUGGGGUUCUGUUUCCGUUUGAGGAGGAGGAGGUCAAGGCCGAGAAGAAAACGGCGGCUGUUGUUAAGGUUGCUGCUAAGCCCAGGAGAGGAAAGUUGAUGGAAGUAGCUUGUAGAAUGCUUGGAGCUUUUGGACAUGAUUCUCACUUCUCUACUUGUCAAUGAAGAAAAUGCUCUCUCUCUCUCUCUCUCUCUCUCCCCCAAUGAAACCCAAAAAAAAAAAAAAUGAAAUGAAAAAAAAAGAGGAAAAAAAAAAUAUUUUCACUGUAAACAGUUAUUGAUAAUGGUAAAUACAGUUCCCUUCUCUGCGUUCAUUGUAAUUUGUUUCAAACACGUUUGUUUUUGGGUAAACAGAGUUUUGUUUAAAUCAUAUAUAUGCAGUGUUAGGAUCACGAGUCUCUGCAUUUAUAUUAUAAUGAAUGAAUGAAUGUAUAAACAGAGGGAGCGUUUGGUUUGCAGGAUUUCUUUUGAUUCAACGAAAAGAGUCUUCCACCCUCUUGAUUUGUUAUCAAAACUGUAAUUAGCACGGCAUAUUCAUUUUUUUAAUAAUUAUUUUUUCUUUAA
Molecule: messenger RNA, 2020 nt
Organism: Prunus avium (sweet cherry)
Lineage: Eukaryota; Viridiplantae; Streptophyta; Magnoliopsida; Rosales; Rosaceae
Product: fasciclin-like arabinogalactan protein 17
Source: RefSeq, a predicted model, not a curated record